Molecule: messenger RNA, 414 nt
Organism: Eimeria acervulina
Lineage: Eukaryota; Apicomplexa; Conoidasida; Eucoccidiorida; Eimeriidae
Exons: 1
Coding region: 1-414 (137 amino acids)
Source: RefSeq, a predicted model, not a curated record
AUGACGAGCAAAGCACAGAAAAGGAGACACUUCCUCUUCAGAAAAGGAGACACAAAAUAUCAAACGCAACAGCGAACCAGCAGCAGCAGCAACAGCAGCAGUUACAGCAGCAGCAGAAGCAACAACAGCAGCAACAAGAAUAUCAGCAGCAACAGCAGCAACAAGAACAGCAACAGCAGCAGCACCACCACCAGCAACAGCAGCAGCAGCAACAGCAGCAGCAGCAGCAACAACACUAGCAGCAGCAGCAACACCAGCACCACCACCAGCAACAGCAGCACCACCACCAGCAAUAGCAGCACCAGCAGCAGCAGCAACAACACCAGCAGCAGCAGCAGCAGCAACAACACCAGCAGCAGCAGCAGCAGCACCAGCAGCAGCAGCAGCAGCAGCAGCAGCAAAAAGAUUGUCUAA